This is a messenger RNA of Trichoplax adhaerens, 699 nucleotides long. RefSeq lists its product as uncharacterized. The transcript has 4 exons. Gene Ontology annotation, cellular component: membrane. Bases 1 to 699 code for a protein of 232 amino acids. Lineage: Eukaryota; Metazoa; Placozoa; Uniplacotomia; Trichoplacea; Trichoplacidae. The record is from RefSeq and is a predicted model, not a curated record.
AUGGCGAUUGUUAUUACCAAUUCUCCUGCUGAAGUAAGGCAGAAUAAUGCCCAAAGAGCCAAGUUAAUGUUGUCCAUGAGACGGAUUGGGAAAGAAGCGGUCUCCUUCGUCGUUGUAGGCAUUUUAUUACUCAUUACUGGCGGAAUUGCUUUUAGUCCUGCUAGGGUUUACUUGGAUGGAGUAGUGACUUACGGCCACUGUUUUUGGGUAGCUAUACCGAUGAUUGUCGCUGGUGCCUUUGGAAUAGCGACAUAUAACCACGGAAAUUAUCGACGAAAGAUGGUUAUUCCGCAUUUAGUUUUUCUUAUUGCCAGUAUGGCGGCCUCAAUCGGUGGAAUGGUUAUUUUAGGCGUCAAUAUUUACCACUUUAUUCAAAGGGCACAACAAGGUCAUAUCAAAUCUAUCACUGCCCUUGGUAUAAAUAUUGCUGUCUUGAUUGUAUAUGUUGGAUAUUUCUUCACGGGGCUUUACUGCGUCGUAGUAUUUUCACGAAUUGCAAAAAGUCCGCAUAUGGCGUCGAUGCAACCGGAGCAGGAACAGAUUCCGUUUCAACUAACUAGCAAUCAAUUGCGUAUUGGGCAACAAGACGAUCUUUCGCAGCCUCCGCCAUCUUACGCAGAGUUACAAUUGCAUCAUAGCGAUCCUCCACCUUACGAACAACAGAUAGAUAGCUUACAGCAGAAGGAUUCCGCUGCUUAG